Molecule: messenger RNA, 123 nt
Organism: Linum tenue
Lineage: Eukaryota; Viridiplantae; Streptophyta; Magnoliopsida; Malpighiales; Linaceae
Source: the annotation of a GenBank genome assembly
AUGUGCACAGACAACGCGUUCUUUCACUGUAGUUUUCGGACCGUCGAACCCUACCCACUCGUCUGCGAGCCCUACCGCGUGCCAUUCCUCCUCAACCUCUCCUGCGCCGCCGGCUUCGACUGA